CCUGCUUUGUCGGGUCUGUGUGAGGUGCUGGGGGCAUGGAGGGGACAGGGCACCCCCAUCCCCUGGGAAUUCUGGGGGUGGGGCACAGAGGGAGGCGCGGCAGGGCUCCAGACCACCAGGCAGUCAGCUGCCCCCAUGCAUGGGGUCCCAGGUCCCCUGGUCUCUGCCUGAGGAGGAAUGGAUGCCAUUUGGGGUUUUCAGCUGCCCUGCCCUUCCAGACAGGCUGCUCCAUGGCGGCUGCCCCCCGAGUCCUCCCCAGAGAAGACCUGACCGGCAGCUUCGGGCAGAGCACCACCAUGAGCCGGAACCCUCCAGAAGGCUCGGCUGGCAUGGGGGGCCCAGAGGCCCCGCACCAUUACCUGUGGGCAGCCAGGGACAGGGAGGGCAGUUUCUGGGAAGCCAGUGCGUGGGACGGUCCUGCCCGAGUGUCAGGGCACAGACCACCCAUCAGCCACACUGGGGGAGCACUGUUGGGGGUCAUGCUGGGGACGUGGGGGCUGCGAGCCCUGCCCAGACCCAGCCCCGAGCACCAGUGCCCACCAGACGCCAUCAGGGGCAGCAGUCACUCCAAGUGCAGCUUUGGGGCCACAAACCACCCCUCACAGGCCUUGGCGUUUUCCAGCCUUGCUCUGCUCGUCAGCCUCAGUUUCCCUGCCUAUAAGUGGGGAUGGCGUGCCCGCCCCCUGAGCUGUGCGAGGGCAGGGGGCAGGAAGCGGGCUGGUGGGCGGUGGCAGGUACUGUUAACCCUCGGGGCCGGCCAGACUCUCCCUCUUUGUCCUCGGGGCUGGGCUCCGGCCCCUUCUGCUGCAGCAGGAAAUCCCUCUGGUCACAGGGACCUCAGUGUGGGCCAAGCAGCAGGGGGCCGGCGGGGCAGGGGGGCAGCGAUGCCCAGCAUGACCGGCCUGCUCGAGGGUCAGCUGGUCAGUGGGGUGCUGCUGCUUGAUCCUGCCCACAGGCCGUGGGCACCAGGCCAAGAGCUCAGGAAUAAAAAUGCCUUUGUGUGAGGAAGGGCCUCAAACAAAGAGCAGAGCUGGGCUCUGGGCGUGCGAGAGGGGGCGAAACGGCACCCAAGCACCCAGUAACAAGGACCGUGCUCCCAGGAGCAUCGACGGGGCCGGGACACUGGUGAGCGGAGAAGGUGCUGGUCUUUCCCCCAGGCUAAGCUGAGCAGGGCGGCGGCCCCAUGUGUGGAGAGAGGAGCCUCGGUCGGUCGUGUCCGGAGCUGGCCAGCGAGCCUUCAGACGCCGCCGGAGGCAAGAGUCAGCCGGGGCUGCCGCGCGGCCCGGACCUGCCCCUCCUAGACCUGCGUGCGCCCCGGAGAGGUGAGAACACGCGAGCGCGGCAGCCGCUCUAGCUGCCUCGUCCAGCGCAGGAGAAGGGAUGAACGAAGACCGGUCCAUCCGCGCCGCGGACUCCGAUCCAGCUAGGGGAGGGACGAACCCAGAGAGCGCGGAGGGAGAGCCACGCACCAAAGGGCCCGUCAUGUGCGGUGUCCAGAGCUGGAGCGCCGCGGACCCAGAAAGCAGCCCGGUGCGGGGGGCUGGGCGGGGAGACGGUGAAGAUAGGGUUUCUCCUGAGCUGAUGAAAAUGUUCUAGAAUUGAUUGUGGUGAUGCCUGUAUUUAUGAACUCACUAAAAACCGUUGAAUUGUAGACUUUAAAUGAGAAA
Messenger RNA from Mustela lutreola (European mink), 1667 nucleotides. RefSeq lists its product as uncharacterized. NCBI's taxonomy places the organism in Eukaryota, Metazoa, Chordata, Mammalia, Carnivora, Mustelidae. The record is from RefSeq and is a predicted model, not a curated record. The coding region runs from base 36 to 1004 and encodes 322 amino acids. The transcript is spliced from 2 exons.